This is a messenger RNA of Stomoxys calcitrans (stable fly), 992 nucleotides long. RefSeq names its product 6-phosphogluconolactonase. Gene Ontology annotation, biological process: carbohydrate metabolic process; pentose-phosphate shunt. The record is from RefSeq and is a predicted model, not a curated record. The transcript is spliced from 3 exons. Bases 74 to 790 code for a protein of 238 amino acids. Gene Ontology annotation, molecular function: 6-phosphogluconolactonase activity. NCBI's taxonomy places the organism in Eukaryota, Metazoa, Arthropoda, Insecta, Diptera, Muscidae.
UAGAGUGACAUUUCAAAUUGCAUUUCAUUUGCCGGCAGCAGUUAAAAGACACGCAAAUAUCUCUUUGCAAAAUAUGAACAUUAUUGUGGUAAAAAAUGAAGCUGAGGUUGUCGAAAAACUUAAGCAAGAAAUAGAGCAACGGUCUGAAGAAGCUCUAAAGACAAGAGGAGUCUUUCGGCUGGGUUUAUCAGGUGGCUCUUUGGUUAGCUAUUUAAGCUCGGCCUUAGAGUCCAUAAAAUCUUCUGAUUUGGACAAGUGGCAAUUCUUCUUUUGUGAUGAACGCUUUGUUCCGGAUACAGAUGGUGACUCCACGUAUGGUGUAUACAAAACAGCUCUCAUACCCAAGACUACACUAAAAGAAAAACAGUUUGUUUGGAUUGAUCUUAGUGGAAGUGUAGAAAAUUGUGCCGAAGAUUAUGAAAAGAAAAUAUUGAAGGAAUUCAGUAUGGAGAAAGCAUCGGUGCCACGUUUUGAUUUGCUUCUCUUGGGCAUGGGUCCAGAUGGCCAUACAUGUUCAUUAUUUCUCGGACAUGCUCUGCUUGAGGAACAUCACAAGCUUAUAGCGUCCAUAGAUGAUUCUCCAAAACCACCUCCGAAAAGAAUCACAAUGACCUUACCAUUAAUAAAUAAUGCUUCAUGUUGCAUAUUCGCAAUGUGUGGUGAGGGUAAGGCAGAUAUGGUCAAGAGAGUUUUUGUAGAUAAAGAAUCUCUACCAGCUGGAAUGGUAAAGCCAACAAAUGGUGAUCUUCUGUGCAUUUUGGAUGAAGCAGCUGGCAAAUACGUUAAAUAGAUUUCGGCUCACAUAUAAAUCCCGAGAUAAAUACGUCAUUCCUUUGCAAUUGAGCAUGCCUUUGUAUUUAACAUAGCUGUCUUGAUCUUUUUUUUUUUAAUUUUCGAAAAAAUUAACCCAAUAAUUAUAUAAAUUAAAUAAUUUAAUUAAAAGAAAUAUAAAAUUUUUAAUAAUAAAUUUUAAUUUUGUAUAUUUUAUUAAA